This is a messenger RNA of Heterocephalus glaber (naked mole-rat), 3857 nucleotides long. The record is from RefSeq and is a predicted model, not a curated record. NCBI's taxonomy places the organism in Eukaryota, Metazoa, Chordata, Mammalia, Rodentia, Bathyergidae.
UUAAGAACAGGUGGGUGAUGGGUGUUUUAAACAGAGUAGCCAGGGACUUGCCUCAGUGAGCAGGUGGUGAAUGGGCAAAGACUUGCAAGAAAAAAGUGAGUGAAGCUUGUAAAUAUCAAGAGCAAACACAUUCCUGGCAGACAGCAGAGCCUGCACAAAAAGCCUGAUUAGGAUCAUGCCUAGUAUGUUCUGAAACAGCAAGGAGAUUGAUGUAGUAAAAUGUGAAAUAAGGUCAGAAGUAGGGAGAGAGGGGAAAGGCGGAUCUUGUGGGCCUCUGUGGGUUGCUAUAAGAAUUUAGUGGGUUAGGGCCAGGGAUUUAGCUCAGUGGUUUUGCCGCCUGCUGCGCAAGCACAAGGACCCAAGUUCAAUCCCCGGUACCAAAAAAAAAGAAUUUAGUGGGUUAUUUAUUUCCUCCAGUCCAAUAUACAGAUGGUCAAGAAAAAUGAGAUGUAAGAGAAGGGGAAAGAUCAGAUAAUCCAGCCAAAGCAGGGAUAAAAAUGCUAAGAACAAUGUCCUUUAGAAGGCAGAAAGAGGUUGGAAGAAUGAUCAGUCAGGGUAGAAAGAGAGGCUUCUUUUGGAGAAAAUGUGCUAGACCCUGCUCAGCAGUGCUAAUUAUGUCCAUCUCAUAGCAACUUUACAUACGGUGACUUGAUUUUGAAAGCUUGAAACUGGCCAUGGUGGAACUAUUUACGUCAUGAACAAAUGCUACAAAUCUAGGUGCUGAGCUGGUUUAACUGCAUGCUGAUGAUUCUUCUGUCUACAGAGGAGGAUAAGGAGGAGGAGAAAUUGGUUCAGACACAUACUGUACUGCAGGGAGAUAAAGAAGAUGAAGGCAAGCUAUAACGAACUGCUUUUGUGUGAAUUAACAAAAAUGGUUAGCCCAGUGAGCUGGAGAAAAAAAUGGCAUGGGUCUAAAAUAACUUCUGCAGGUGGAGACUGAGGCUGGCCUUGCAUGAGAAAAUAAAUAAGGCAACAGCCAUGCAAAUGUGAAGAGUCAAGUUCAAGUAGACCAUAAAUUUCUCCUUCUUUUUCAUUUGUUUGGAAGCCUGGGAACUACAUAGCCUCCCAGACAGAAGCCUUUUGAAGACAAAACAACUUGAGAGAGUAUUUCUCUAAAUGCUGCCAGUAAGUGCUUGGCUGCCUGGAUGCUCCUGAGAGAAUCUGGUUUUUCCUUGGCAGUCAGCUGCUCAGCUGCAAGCCCUUUCUUGUUCUCUCAGCUAAGUGGAAACCCUGAAAGACCUGUGGUUUUGGAAACAAGUUGGAAUUCUUUCAAAUGUGUAUCCUAGGAUACUUAAGAACUUAGAUUUAACUUCAUAGGGUGGUUUUCCAUAAAAAGCUCACAUGCUCAGAAGGUUAAAUUUCAGGACAGUCCUCUGGAUCCAACAUAAAGGCGGAGUGUAAAACGAAAACAAAAGCAGCCUGAGUUAGAAGAGUCAUUUGAUUUUCCUCUGCACUCACGACUGCUCCUCUCUGCCCACCGAAAACAGAUUGGAGCCAUGGCUUUGGAGCAGAACCAGUCAACAGAUUACUAUUACGAGGAAAAUGAAAUGAACAGCACUCAUGACUACAGUCAGUAUGAAGUGAUCUGCAUAAAAGAAGAGGUCAGAAAUUUUGCAAAAGUUUUCCUCCCUGCCUUCUUUGCGGUAGCUUUCAUCAUUGGACUUGCAGGCAACUCCGUAGUUGUGGCAAUUUAUGCCUAUUACAAGAAACAGAGAACCAAGACAGAUGUGUACAUCCUGAAUUUGGGUGUGGCUGAUUUACUCCUUCUGUUCACUCUGCCUUUCUGGGCAGUUAAUGCUGCUCAUGGGUGGGUCUUAGGGGAAAUGAUGUGCAAAGUAACUUCAGCCCUAUACACAGUAAACUUUGUCUCAGGAAUGCAGUUUCUGGCUUGUAUCAGCAUAGACAGAUACUGGGCUGUAACUAAAGCCCCCAGCCAAUCAGGAGUGGGAAAACCUUGCUGGAUCAUUUGUUUCUGUGUCUGGAUGGCUGCCAUUUUGCUGAGUAUACCCCAGCUGGUUUUUUACACAGUAAAUGACAAUAGCAGGUGCAUUCCUAUCUUUCCCCACCACCUAGGAACAUCAAUGAAAGCAUCCAUUCAAAUGCUGGAAAUCUGCAUUGGAUUUGUGGUUCCUUUUCUUUUUAUGGGGGUGUGCUACUUUAUUACAGCAAGGACACUCCUGAAGAUGCCUAAUAUUAAAAAAUCUCAACCCCUCAAAGUUCUGCUCACAGUGGUUAUAGUUUUUAUUGUUACUCAGCUGCCUUAUAACAUUGUCAAGUUCUGCCGGGCCAUAGACAUCAUCUACUCCCUGAUCACUGACUGUGACAUGAGCAAACGCAUGGAUGUUGCCAUCCAAAUCACAGAGAGCAUUGCACUCUUUCAUAGCUGCCUCAACCCAGUCCUAUAUGUUUUCAUGGGAGCCUCUUUUAAAAACUAUAUUAUGAAAGUGGCCAAGAAAUAUGGAUCCUGGAGAAGACAGAGACAAAAUGUGGAGGAGAUUCCUUUUGAUUCAGAGGGUCCUACAGAGCCAACAAGUUCUUUUACCAUUUAAAUGUAAAACUGCUCUGUCUUUUGCUUGGAUGAUGCUUCUUCUUCAGAUAAAACAUUUACAUUAUUGUGAAACUCAGAUAUCAAACACUAUUUGUGUAAUUUAUCACAAAGAAGAAGCUGAGGGGAGGGAGAGGACAGAAGUCAGGAAGAGGGAACAUAAAAGAAAAAAAAAAGAGGGAACAAUACAUGUAUAAAACAUGAAAAUUAAAAUAACAAUAUAGGAAAGUAUUAGUAAUAGGCAUAAAUAAAAGCACUAUGCUAUGAAGAGGAAGACCUCUGUGGGUGAAGGAAUAGUUUUGUACCCUGAUUACAGUAAUGGUUACACAAAUUUACAUGUGUGAUAUAAUGCUACAGAAUUCUCCAAUCAUUGUACCAAUUUUCAACUUCCUGGUUUUAAUACUAUGCCUUAAUUAUGUCAGAUAAACCAUCAGGCUCAUCAAUGGAUGAAAGAUACCUGGGAUUGUUCUGUAUUAUCUUCAUAACUACCUGUGAUUUAUAAUAAUUUCAAAACAAAGUAAUUUUUUAAAAAAGGCUAUAGGUUAGGCAAUCUAAAACCUAUUCAUAAAGGGGCUUAAGAGGCAUUUAUAAUCAUUUUUAAUUUUCUAAAUUGUAAAUAAACAUUUCUCUGCAUAAUUUUUGUACUUGGAUAAUUGUACAGCAAAAGUUAAUCUUUUUUGUUUCUUAAUUUGUAAGUAAUUUUAUAAAAUUACAGAAGGAAUGACAACCACAACCCAAAAAGCAAAACACCAUAAGGUUUUUUUGGUCCUUUCAUACAUUUUUGGUAAGUUCCUAAACACAUAGGUUGUUUAUGAUGUCAAAUUUCUUUUGUAAUAACUGGUUAUCUUAAUAAAUAUAAGGUUUCUGAUAUACACUCUAGGAGCAAUUAUCAGAUAAUUAUAAGUAUAUGAGUUCCAGGUUUUUUUUUAAUCUCCCAAAGUUAUAAAAUAUGAAAGUCUAUUGGUGAGAGUUGGCCAACAAAUGCUAUCUUAUGUAUAAAGUUUCUUAUUUUUCAUUUAAACAUUUUUAACCAGUGAAAAUAUGUACCACAAAUUAUUAUUAGUGUUAUUAUUAUUAGUGCCAAGGCCUUGUGCAUGCUAAGCUGAGCUACCCCCUACAUCCCACAGUCAUGUAGUUUUAAUAAUGUGUUGUGCUUAUCUUUUAAAAAUUAUUUUUCCUCUAUUUCUAAAUCUGAACAUGCUUUCAAAGGCAGAAUUUAAAGAAUUAUGAUCAUGAAACUAAUGAUUAUGAAUCACAGCAUUAUUCUGCUGAGGAUCAAUCUGUUGAAUAAAAAAUUAAUGUUGAACACUUA